GUGUGUGUGUGUGUGUGUAAUAAACAGAUAGAUUCCCUCUGUUUUUAUUUUAUUUUAACACCAUAUAAAAUAUUUUAUGCAUUUAGCUGCCAUUUUAAAGUCAGGUGAGUGGUUUACGAACACUUCAGCCAAUCAGAGAGCUGGAUGUGUUCACCUGGUGGCAUUAUGGGUGGCAUAGUUUAUUUAAACAGGAAGCUACUGACAUCCAAGACGCGAAAUUCAGGCGUGGUGAGGGUGGGAGAUGCCACAUGUUCGCCCCAGGCAUGGCGACGUUGUUUGACGAGAUCAGCCAUCAGCUGGACUUCUCUAGCUGUGAAGAAGAGGGGAGCAGCAGUGACAACAGCUCUGAUGACUGCACCUCCAGAAUCCGCAGCCCCAGGAUCCACAACCCCAGCUCUGCGUGCAGGACGCCCAGCAUCCAACGCCACCGCAGCAGAAGCAACACCCUAUGUUCCCCUGUGCAGUGCACCAGCCCCAUACCUUAUGCUUCCUGGAGGAAACUGAGGCUUUGUGACUCUCCCAGUACCCCCAAGAGCCUGUUAUCGAAGUCGUCCCAGCCUUGCUCCAGCACUAAGAUAGGUCGUCCUCAGAGGACCCUGCGUUUUGCCUCAUCUGCUGCUAACCUCAUCCAGGCACCCUCUGUCAACGUGAAUCCUUUCACCCCUGAAGCAGUCCGCAGGAGCAGCGAGCAGCAGUGGAAGAGCUGUUGUAGGAGUGAUGAUGACGAUGAUUAUGGACGCAGGUUGAAACACAGCCUGGCGUCAUCUGAGGAGGAUGAUGAAGCCUUUCUCCCACCAAAGAAAUGUCUCUGGUUUUACCACAAGGCCCUCCGUCUGUUUAUCUGGCAGAGGCGUGCUGUCCAGGCCCUCAUGCUGUCACGCUAUGAGAGUGAGUUCCUGGAGCUGGAGUGCAUCGGUGUAGGCGAGUUUGGGGCCGUUUACAAGUGUGUGAAGAGGCUGGAUGGUUGCUUGUACGCCAUUAAACGCUCUCGCCGACCCCUGGCGGGCUCUGCCAAUGAGCAGCUGGCCCUCAAAGAGGUGUAUGCACAUGCUGUUCUUGGGCACCACCCACACGUCGUUCGCUAUUAUUCAGCAUGGGCAGAAGACGAUCACAUGAUUAUUCAGAAUGAAUACUGUGAUGGUGGAAGUCUCAGCGAUGUCAUUGUGAAGAAGGAGAGGCAGGGUGAGCUGUUCUCAGAGGCCGAGUUGAAAGAUCUGCUCUUACAAGUGUCGAUGGGGCUGAAAUACAUCCACAGCUCAGGCCUCGUACACCUGGACCUCAAACCAAGUAAUAUAUUCAUUUGCCAGCGCCCCAGCACAAGUGCAGCAGGUGAAGGGGAGAGUGAGGAGGAAGAUGACCGAAGCACUUCAGCCGGAGUCAUUUACAAAAUUGGGGACCUUGGUCAUGUGACAUCAACCAAAAGUCCUCAAGUUGAGGAAGGGGACAGCCGCUUUCUGGCAACUGAGGUCCUGCAUGAGGAUUACAGCCACUUGCCCAAAGCUGACAUCUUUGCUCUGGGCCUUACGGUUCUGCUGGCAGCUGGCGCGCCUCCUCUGCCUCAAAAUGGAGAUGAGUGGCACAGUCUCAGAGAGGGGCAGCUCCCUAAACUACCAAAAGAGCUAUCCCCUCCCUUCAGAGGCCUGCUUCAGUCGUUGCUGGAUCCAGACCUGACGAAGCGGCCAUCUGCCAGGGAGCUUUGCAAGCACACGAUCUUGAGGCAGGAGAGGACUGGGGUGGUGGCUGCUCAGCUACGCAGACAGCUCAAUGAAGAGAAGUUCAGGACAGCCAUGCUUGAAAAGGAACUCCAGGAGGCUCGUCAGGCAGCUUUGUCACCCAAGCAGAGCCUCCUCCCUGGGCUGAAACCCACUGUUAAGAUGGGGUCUAUGCCCAAAGCAGGAAGGAGGCUUGUUGGUGGGAAGACUGCGCGAUCCAUGAGCUUUGGUUGCACGGGAUAUGGAGUCUGAUUGGAUGUUGUGAGGCCCAUAUGCCUGUCCUUUUUGCUCUGAUAUGCAACUCCUUCUGUAACCAGGCUGUGGUAACAAUGUAGCAUGUCUAAAUGACCUAUACAGCAAGGAUUUAGUUGGAACUGAUUGAAAUAACUGAGCGGAUGGAGUGAAAUUGUAAAAUAUGCAGACAGGGGGAGUGAGACUGGUUUAUCGCAAGUGGAAGUGGUGAGAGAAGUUGUGGGUGACUGUGGGGCUGUGAUUGUAGUGUCUAGUGGACUGAGCAGUGUGAAGCUGUUCCGGCCACAGACUGGCGAUCUCCCCCUUGUCCCCCUGCUCUUCCUCUCGUCUCUUCUCCUCCUCCUCCAUGAGCAUCCUGAAAGCCUCUUUCUCACUGGCCAGCCGCUCAUACUCCUGCAGAGCGAUAUGAGUGUUCAUAAGGGUGCAAAGCUGUGGACAGCAUUGGUUUUAAAGGACUAAUCUGCAUAACUCAAACACUUUCAGUGAUUUUCUGGCUGAGGGGAGUUGUUGAUGCUGCAUAUCAAUCAAGGACUUGUUUUUUUUUUUAACUGUAAAUAAACAUUUUAAUCAUUUUUAUC
This is a messenger RNA of Epinephelus moara (kelp grouper), 2542 nucleotides long. RefSeq names its product WEE2 oocyte meiosis inhibiting kinase (gene wee2). NCBI's taxonomy places the organism in Eukaryota, Metazoa, Chordata, Actinopteri, Perciformes, Serranidae. Gene Ontology annotation, cellular component: nucleus. Bases 249 to 1964 code for a protein of 571 amino acids. The record is from RefSeq and is a predicted model, not a curated record. Gene Ontology annotation, biological process: regulation of meiosis I; mitotic cell cycle; protein phosphorylation. The transcript is spliced from 12 exons. Gene Ontology annotation, molecular function: magnesium ion binding; ATP binding; non-membrane spanning protein tyrosine kinase activity.